This is a messenger RNA of Cryptomeria japonica (Japanese cedar), 1502 nucleotides long. RefSeq names its product protein STRICTOSIDINE SYNTHASE-LIKE 10. NCBI's taxonomy places the organism in Eukaryota, Viridiplantae, Streptophyta, Pinopsida, Cupressales, Cupressaceae. The transcript has 4 exons. The record is from RefSeq and is a predicted model, not a curated record. Gene Ontology annotation, biological process: biosynthetic process. The coding region runs from base 139 to 1323 and encodes 394 amino acids. Gene Ontology annotation, molecular function: strictosidine synthase activity.
AUUCAACUACUGGUCUCUUCCCUACAUCCAACAAUCAACUUAUUCACUGGCCGGCUGUUUCUGAACUGACUGGUUGGAUAACCUAAGCAAAUGCAUCAUAUAAUGAGUGAAUAAUCCAUCUUGAAGCCACUUCUAGAAAUGGUUACUACCAUUGCUCUACUUUCUGCAGUUAUUGCAUUGUUAGCCCUUUUCUUAGGGACAGACCCAUUAGGAAUCAGUCUUUUAUCACAACAUCCAAAUAUAUCGUUUAAACCAAUUCAGCUUCAUCCCCUUUCAUCCCAACCCAGAGUUACAGAUGCAAAGAACAGGCUGAAGAAUGCAGAAAUUGCUGCUGUGGUUGAUGGUGCAGUGGGUCCAGAGAGCUUGGCAUUUGACAAUGAUGGAAGAGGUCCUUAUACAGGGGUUAGUGAUGGCAGGAUUCUCAGAUGGGAUGGCCCAAGCUCCGGUUGGACUCAAUUUGCUGUCACCUCACCAAAUAGGUCAGGAGUCUGUAAUCCAAAGAAUCCUCCUGCACCCAACCUAGCUUUUGAGCACAUAUGUGGCCGCCCUCUGGGAAUGAGAUUUCAAAGGCAAACUGGUGACCUUUAUGUUGCAGAUGCUUAUUUGGGAUUGCUUGUUUUGGGUUCUGAAGGAGGGCUUGCCAAGCCCAUCGUUAAUGAGGCAGAAGGAAAACCACUUGGAUUCACGAAUGACCUAGACUUUGAUGAAGAAGGAGUGGUCUACUUCACUGAUACUAGCACUAUUUUUCAAAGAAGGCAAUUCUUGUUUUGCAUCCUUAGUGGGGAUGAUACAGGCAGACUGAUAAGAUUCGAUCCAAAGAGUGCAGAAGUCACUGUGCUCCUUAGGAAUCUCAAGUUUGCAAAUGGAGUUGCAAUGAGCAAAGAUUUCUCCUUUAUUCUUGUUUCAGAAACCACAAAUUGCAGGAUUUUGAGGUAUUGGUUGAAAGGUCCUAAAGCGGGAAGUUCCGAGGUCUUUGCUUUACUGCCUGGAUUUCCAGACAACAUACGCCGCAAUGCAGAUGGGGAAUUCUGGGUAGCAUUACAUUGUCGGAGGAAUCUGCCUACGAGCUUGGCAUUAUCUUAUCCAUGGCUUCGUUGGGCGCUCUUUAAACUUCCCCUCUCAAUUAAACAGCUUUAUUUUAUCUUCACUGGUGCACAUCAACAGGGUAUAGCCAUUCGUCUUGGUGAGGAUGGAAAGAUUUUGGAAGUACUGGAAGACCAACUGGGCAGCACAGUCAAGCUCAUCAGUGAGGUGGAGGAAAGAAAUGGGAAGCUAUGGAUGGGAUCUGUCAUUGUCCCUAACGUAGCACUCUACUCUCGAUAACAACUUUGUGAAAAUUUCCCCCCUUUACUUAUCGUCAUCGUUUGAGUUUGCAAGAGUAUGUUCAUCAGAUUUUGAAUGGUUGCGAAUGAACAUCAAAAACUUACACAGUUGAAUUUCUUCAUCCAUAUCUACUUAUUCUAAGUUAUUGCAAGGGAAAUUAUUUUGCCAUUGGUAUAAAA